Molecule: messenger RNA, 1769 nt
Organism: Photinus pyralis (common eastern firefly)
Lineage: Eukaryota; Metazoa; Arthropoda; Insecta; Coleoptera; Lampyridae
Product: zinc finger protein OZF-like
Exons: 8
Coding region: 131-1732 (533 amino acids)
Biological process (GO): regulation of DNA-templated transcription
Cellular component (GO): nucleus
Molecular function (GO): DNA-binding transcription factor activity, RNA polymerase II-specific; RNA polymerase II cis-regulatory region sequence-specific DNA binding; zinc ion binding
Source: RefSeq, a predicted model, not a curated record
AAUAGAAUUGUGACAGAACCACAACCACUGCAACCAUACAGUAGCUACUGCUGUUCUGUUGGUAGGUUCUAGGUUAUGUUUACAUUUAUUAACAAGAACUGAAGAAUAUGAAACUGUAAUAUCAUCAAAUAUGAAAUUGGACAAAAUCUGUAGGACAUGUUUAGCAGAAAAAACACCUCUAAACUCAAUAUUCAACGCAUGUUUGCCUAACAUGUUAAUGACGAUUGCUUCUGUUCAGGUGCUUGAUGGAGACGGUUUACCCAACCAGAUAUGUAUCCAAUGUUUACAAAUGAUUAAUCGUGCAUACACAUUUAAGCAGCAGUGCGAAAAAUCGGAUGCCACACUACGCGAAUAUGUAAACAAAUUUAAUUUUCAGAAUAUCAGCCUGAGUAGCGAUCACAAUCUUAUGUGCAAUGUGAAAAAUGACCAGUUUUUCGGAAAUAGUGAAGUCUUACAGCAAACUUCGCUUUUUACUGAAAUAUUUGGAGAUGACACAACACAUUCUUUGGUGGACAAUUUUGCAUCUACAGGUUCGAAUACAGUUGUGUCAGAUUUUGCAGAUACAAUGCAAAGCUUGCAGACUAUUGCAGAGCAAUGUCUACCUGAAGCUUGGGAGAACGAUAACUUAAUUGCAACACAUAGCAGCUCUGAAGAAACAACGUGUCAUAGUUUAAACUUGGAACCGUACUUGAAAUGUCAGUUCUGUGAACUUUCCUAUAGCGACGAGUGGAGUUUGGCUGAGCACAUCAAGCUACACACUGGACAGUCUAAGCACCUUUGCACUUUGUGUAGCAAGGCAUUUACAACUUCAUCUGCACUUACUAAACACAUUUCCACUCAUAAUCUCUUGACAAAUUCUGUUGAUCAGAGCAAAAUUCUAGCAUGUGAUAUCUGUGGAAAAGGGUGCAGUAGCACAGCUUUGUUAAAGGCACACAUGAAGGAGUCACAUGCCAACAUUAAAAAUGCGGAGAAGAGUUAUGUAUGUCAAAUCUGUGAUAAGCGCUAUUCGCAGAAUAAGUUUUUGGUAUUGCAUUUACGGUCUCAUACUGGUGAACGACCGCUUCAUUGUGGAACCUGUGGCAAGAGCUUUUCAUUGCCGAGCUCGCUGCAUAAACACAGGCUGGUUCAUAAUCAUGAGAGGAAAUUUAGCUGCACCUUGUGUGGGAAAUCGUUUAAGCAAAUGUCUAAUUUGACUGUUCACAUGCGUAGUCACACAGGAGCCAAGUCUUUUGUGUGUACUAUUUGUGGUAAAGGGUGUGCCACAAAUGUGAACCUGAGCAUACAUAUGCGCUUACAUACAGGUGAAAAACCGUAUAUGUGCAGCCAAUGUGAUGCUGCUUUCCCUACUAGCACUCAGUUAAAAAAACACUUCAUGCGUCACACUGGCGAAAAGCCAUACAAAUGCUGGCAAUGUGGAAAAGCAUUUCGUCAAAAAGACACGCGUGAUACCCACGUGCGGUAUCAUACCGGUGAAAGGCCUUUUGCAUGUCACUUAUGUUCUAAGAGAUACAUAGCUGCAAGCCACCUGAGGAUUCACAUGAAAGGACACACUGGUGAUCGUAAAUACCAAUGCAACCUGUGCCCAAAGUCAUUCAUACAAUCUCGUACUUUAAAAACUCAUUUAGAAACACAUAACAAUGAAAAAGUCUAUUUGUGUAGUUACUGUGGUCUAACUUUUACCACCAAAACUUUGCUAAACAAACAUAAGAAAAUCUGUGGCAUUUCUCUGUAGUCCAUAACUUAAUAAAUUCCUUAUUGUUGAAUGUUUA